Molecule: messenger RNA, 2519 nt
Organism: Orbicella faveolata
Lineage: Eukaryota; Metazoa; Cnidaria; Anthozoa; Scleractinia; Merulinidae
Product: rab GTPase-activating protein 1-like
Biological process (GO): regulation of GTPase activity
Molecular function (GO): GTPase activator activity; small GTPase binding
Source: RefSeq, a predicted model, not a curated record
CUUAUUUUGAUCGAUAUCGUCAAAAUUCACAUUAUAUUUGUUGUGCAUGUGAGCUGAAGGAAGUGAUUUUGUCCAUUUGAAGAUAGCGUUGUGGCAUGCAAAUGUAGUAAUGUAAAAGGCGCACCCAAUAAGCCAUUAUUGAAAGGUAAAUAAGUUGGUAUCCUCCCUUGUUUGACGUCACGUUUGAUCAGGCUCCUCGCAUUGAAGAAGAGAAGCUUUUAGUUUAUAAAGCUCAUGUGUGGACGACCAAAGGUGUUCUUUUUGUCCGUCGCCAACUUCAGAAAGGACGAAGAAGAACAUUUCCAAGCAAGGAAGGACAAAGAGGAUUUCUGGUUGUCAGACCGGCGAGAACGGCUACCAUCAUUUGACAGUUUUCACUGUAAACGCCGUCUGUGAUGGUCGCAGACUCGUCCUUGAAUAAUCUUCGCUAGUGAACUUGCGGCAUCUCGAAUUCUGUUGAUAAUUUUAUCGUCAACUUUGGAGGCAUUUGACGAGUUCGACUUCGAAGGUGACCUUCUUUUGAAAGCGGUUUCGUUUGAGGUGUAUAAAAUAUUAACUACUAUUGGUGCCAGAGUGCAGAUCAACCUAACCUUGUAGCGAGAGAAGAUCAUUAUUUUGCUCAGAGAAAUAAGCACUUUUUCCGAGACAUUGCUUUAUCUGAAAAAUACUAACCCAGCUGAAGUCAAACAUCUUUGCCCAAACAGUCAGAGUCAUUUAUGGCAGAUCAGAAAGCAGGGACAAGUGGACAAGAUGUAAAAGAAGAAAGCAAUUCCAGCAGCCCUGAACAACCUCGGAGUCCAGGCGCAAAGUCAACAAACAGUGAUCAUGAGUACAUCAUGCUGGCUGUGCCUGAUAUCGAAUCUGAUUCUGGGUCAGCUCUGUCAGGCUCUUCUGUGGAUAAGAGCAAAUCUCAGGGGAGUAGUGUGAGUAGUUUUGCUGAUGUCAUAACUCCUGACAUGGAGGCUACCUUGGAGAAGGGUCCAACAGAGGAAGAGGUACAACACUUGGUGGAAGAUGCAAAAAGAGAUAUUUCACACUUCUCUGCUUCACAAGAAGAGGUGUUUCCCAGUCAGGAUAAAGGAAAGGAUCUUCAGGAAGGUAGUCAAAUACCAAGUGAAAACCAUGAUCAUGUUGUAAAUGCACUUGCUGUGGAUGGUGAUUCACAAACAGAAGAUGACAAUUCCAGGGGGGAACUGGUAAGACAGCGAUCUGCAUCAGAUGGUGAGGCCAACACAGGUCAGACUGAAAAUGUUGCUGAUUUCACUAGUGAAGAAGCAGUGCAAGCUAGAUCAAGCACUCAUCCAGGACACUCCGAUGAUGAAAGUGAUGAUAAUGCCAUUUUAUUUGAUGGGAUCACUUAUUUAGGAUCCUCGACUGUGAAUGCACCUGUCAGUGAAAUUGAAUUGAAAAGAACAAUGUCUAUCCUGCGAGAACAGACGGAGGUCACUAUUGAUGUUUUGCUAUAUGUUGGUUCAACGUCAGAGAGCAUGAUCAGACUUAAGGAACCUGGAACGCAGGCUGACAUUGCAACUUAUCGCAUACAGAGGAUUUUGUUUUGUGGUCGUGGUGAUGCUGAAGGGAAAGAAAGGGACUGUUUUGCCUUCAAUACUGUCCAUGGAGACUCAGAUAUCUUCCACUGCCAUGUAUUCAAGUGUGAAGAUCCUGAAAAGGCUGGAAAGAUCUUGAAGACAUUUGCUUUAUCCUUUAGAAGACACAGGAAGGACAAAUAUUCCCUAAGGAAACAGCAGUUACAGCAGGUGUCUGUUGACAAUCCUACAAUGGUCACUGGUAUCAGCAACCUUGUCUUCAAAUUUGAUGUGACUCUGGACAUUCUUGAGGAAGACCACAAAGGAUUUUCCUCUGCUGCUAGGGACAAAAACUGUUUUAAACUUCGCCAAGACUUGAGAAAGAAAGUUUUAAUAACGGUGCAACAGUUGACAAACAAGCAUCUUAUUGUGGAAAGGUGUUUUGGACUCUUGAUCUGUCCUGGCAAGAAUGUUCGGUAUUCUGACAUGCAUCUAUUGAGUGAGGUGUCGAUGGAAGUUGCAGAUGGUGGCAAAACUUAUUACAUAAGUGGGUUAUGGGAUCCAGCUGUACGUGACUUGUUAGUUUUAAACACAGAAACUCCAAAAGGUAGAUGUCAGUCAAACGUCUAUUAAUAUAUAAAAAAACCCUUUGACUCUCAGAUGUGAUCAACAUCCCAGUUCCUGUAACAUUAAUGGUCAUUAAUACCAUGAUAUUGUACAUCAACAACAAGGCAGGUGAGGAAAAUUAAGAAAAUUUUCAAUUUCACAGGAAACUCGUCUUCAGGCUGAAAACUUGUUUGAUAUGAAUCCGGUGAAGGACAGGUUUCCCAUUGCAAAUUUAUCUUUCUAAUUUCCGUCCAAAUGGAUGGGAAAAUAGUACAGAAUGAAAACUCAUCUUAGAGGGAAAACCAUCUUAAUUUCAUAUUGGAUGUGAAAAUGGCAACAAGCAUUUUUUUGCUUGCCCUCAAGGAGAAGACUGAAACUAGAACGACU